Messenger RNA from Closterium sp. Yama58-4, 1869 nucleotides. The record is from the annotation of a GenBank genome assembly. Lineage: Eukaryota; Viridiplantae; Streptophyta; Zygnematophyceae; Desmidiales; Closteriaceae.
AUGGAUUACGAAGUGCCGCUGUUAGGCGCACACCACACGAGCGGUGAUGACGAGCACGAGCAGCAACAGCAGCAAGAACUGCAGGCUCGCCAGCAGAGCUCAUCACCGUCCGAUCGAGAUUCUUCACAAGCAUCAGUGGCGUACAGUCGUCCCGGAGAUUCCUCCUCCGCCACCGCAUUUGGCGGAGAUUGGCGCGGAAAGCUCGCGGCUGUCGGGCAGCGCGUGCGCGCGUCGAGCGCGGAGCUGGGGAAGCGCGUCACGGAGGCGGCGACAGCUGUCGGAAGCCGAUUGGAGGAACAGGUUUCCGUUGUCGGCGAGCGCGUUAAAGAACUAGUUCUGCCGACCACGCAGGCGGAUAUAUUAGUAGACCGCGCCACGGCGGAGGAGUUGCUCGCUCCCCAUUGGUCCACCGUCCUGCAAAUCUCCCACCUCCUUCAGAACGGCCAUGUUCCCGGCGGCGACGUCGCACGGGCCCUGCGACGUCGCCUAGCGACGCGCGAUUCGCACGUGCAGCUGCUCGCGCUGGCGGUCGCGGAGUCGAUAGUCGGAAGCGCACCGCAGGUUCUGGGGGACAUUGCGCGCGAAGGCGUGUUAGGAGACAUGGCGCGAAUGGCGGUGGAGCCUAAGACGCAGGCGCGCGUCAGAGAGACGGUUCUAAGACUGAUCGAAGCGUGGGCUGCGCCGAUGGAGGCGACGCGGUACUUCCCCGCGUUCGAAGAGACGUUUAGGGAGCUGAAGGAGAAAGGGGUGACCUUCCCUGUGGUCGCUACACCCCCGCAGCGCAUCUCUCGGCUCCUCCCCUUCGAAUCCGUUACCGGAGACGCUUCUAGAGGUGCAGGACGCAUCUACAUCACCAGACCUCCCUCCGAGCUGCCGAACCAGCGCCCGGAGGUCGUUGCCAUGCCUGCGGACUUCCGUGCCGGACCUAACGCGCAGGGUCGGCGGACCACACCGCACGUGAGGUUUGUCAUGCCUGGUGGUGGCGGUGGCACUGCUGGUGCUGCAGGUGCUGGUGCUGCAGGUACUGGUGCUGCAGCUGCUGGUGGGGGAAGAAAUGACCACGCACACAGGCAUCAGCAUCAUCAUCAUCACAAUCACCAUCAGCGGCAGUGGGAGGCGGCGGAGGAGGCAGCGUGGAUGGGUGCGGGGGAGGGAGAUUCGGAUCCGAAGGCGUUUUUUGCAAUGGCUAGAAACGCUGCGGACCUGCUCACUACCAUGCUCACAUCAGCGCCUGCAGCAGAAUCUCUUAGGGACGAAGCUGUGGUGUCGCUUGCCGCCCAGUGCCGGGCGGCAAAGCGCGGCUUGCAGCGCAUGCUGCAACAGGAGGCCGUGCUGGCAGAUGAUUCGCUGCUGUUUGACGGGUUGGCUGCUGUUGAUGACGUGGAUGCCGCCCUUGCCAGGCUGGCAGCCAUGCGGGAUGAGGUGAAGGGGGCGCAGGGGAAGAAGCAGCACAGACGGGGGAAGAUGAGGGGGAAGGGGAGGGGGGGGAGUGGGGCGGAGGGCGCAGGGGAGAGUGGGGAUGGGACAGGGGGGGUUGCGGAAUGGGUGAUGGGGUGUGGAGGAGAGGGGGUUGGUGGUGGGAGUGGAGGGGUGGGGACAGGAGGGACCAUAGAGGAGGGUGAGGAUGAAGGGUAUGAGAGUGAGGAGGAAGAGGAGGAGGAAGGGGAGGCGUUGGAGAGAGGGAGGGGCCGUCGGUCCCUGGAAGGGGAUGGAGAGGAGGGUAGGGCAAGUGGUGGGGAUGAAGAGAGCAGGGAAGCAAAGGAGGGGGAGGGAAGCAUGGUAAAGGUGGCAGUGGAAGGCAGUGGUGAUUCUGCUGCUUCUCCUGGUGGUGAUGGCGGAGGGAGAAGAGCGAGUGAGGUGUAUUUCUGA